Molecule: messenger RNA, 5166 nt
Organism: Colossoma macropomum (tambaqui)
Lineage: Eukaryota; Metazoa; Chordata; Actinopteri; Characiformes; Serrasalmidae
Product: complement C3-like
Exons: 41
Coding region: 35-4975 (1646 amino acids)
Cellular component (GO): extracellular region
Molecular function (GO): protein binding; endopeptidase inhibitor activity
Source: RefSeq, a predicted model, not a curated record
UUUAUUCAGACACAGGCAGGAUCAGACAGGCAGGAUGGUGCAGGUGGACCUGCUGUGGAUCACUACUGCUCUUCUGUCUUCACCACUGCUCACACUAUGUCAACCACUCAAUGUCCUGUCCGCCCCGAACAUGCUGAGGGUGGGCAACACAGAGAACGUGUUUGUGGAGGCUCAAGAUUACGCUGGAGGAGCAUUCAAUGUGAAGAUCGUUGUGAAGAAUCAUCCACAGAAAACCAUAGAGCUGGAAUCUAAAUCGGUGGUCCUCAGUGCUGGAAACAACUACCAGGCACUUGUAGAAAUAAAGAUAGCUGAAAACAAGGACAUCUUCAGCGAUGGCCCCCUAGACAAGCAGUACGUAUACCUGCAGGCCCACUUUCCUUCUGGAGUGCUAGAGAAGGAGGUCUUGGUCUCCUUUCAGUCAGGCUACAUAUUCAUCCAGACAGACAAGAGCAUCUACACACCCAACAGCACAGUUCAGUACAGAGUCUUUUCAGUGAGUCCUGAUCUGCAGCCACUUGACCAGAAUGAAGUCUCGGUUGAAAUCAUAAAUCCUCAGGGAAUUGUACUUGUUAGGGAAGCAUUCCUCUCUAAACAAGGGACUCUGACUAAGAAGUAUGAUAUCCCUGAAAUUGCCAGCCCUGGAAUAUGGAUGGUAGCAGCACGCUACAAGAAUGCCCCUCAGAAGAACUUCACUGCUGAGUUUGAAGUGAAAGAAUACGUGCUGCCAACCUUUGAGGUCACCUUAAAUCCAUCGAGGUCUUUCUUCUACAUUGAUGAUGAUCGCCUUCAAGUGGACAUCACUGCAAAGUAUCUGUUUGGGAACAAAGUGGAAGGAAGUGCAUUUGUGGUGUUUGGUGUGAUGCAUGGUGACAGCAAGACCAGCCUGCCAGCCUCUUUAAGAAGAGUGACGAUCAGUGACGGAGCAGGAAGUGCAACACUGAAUAAAGAGAUGAUCCAGAAAACUUUUCCAGACAUCAAACAGCUGGUUGGAAGCUCUUUGUAUAUUUCAGUCAGUGUUUUAACAGAAACUGGCAGUGAAAUGGUGGAAGCUCAGAGGAGAGGCAUUCACAUUGUGACAUCACCUUAUACCAUCCAAUUCAAAAGAACACCCAAAUUCUUCAAACCUGGAAUGCCCUUUGAUGUCAUGGUUUAUGUGACGAAUCCAGACCAGACACCUGCUGGAAACGUUGAUGUUGUGGUCAGCCCUGGAGGCGGGCAGGGUCGGACCAAGGCCAAUGGCAUGGCAAAGGUCACAGUCAACACUCAAGCGGGAGCCAGGAGUCUACAAAUUAAUGUAAAAACCAAUGAUCCAGCCAUAUCAAACAACAGACAAGAUGAAAAGCAAAUGACUGCCGAAGCCUACAUUACUAAAGGAGGCUCCAACAAUUACCUUCACAUUGGCAUUGACGUUGAAGAACUGAAAGUCGGUGAUAAUUUGAAAGUUAGUCUGAACUUCAUCAGAAGCCCUGGUGUCCAAAAUCAAGAUUUCACUUACCUGAUCCUCAGUAAAGGACUGAUUGUCCAAGCAAACAGGUUUAAGAGGCAAGGACAGUCUCUAGUGACUCUGCCAGUACUUAUAACCAAGGACAUGCUUCCUUCUUUCCGUGUGGUGGCAUAUUACCACGUGGGAUCUUCUGAGGUGGUGGCUGAUUCAGUCUGGGUUGAUGUAAAGGACACAUGUAUGGGAACGUUGCGAGUGGAGGUAAAGGAACCCAAGAGAUCAUAUGAACCUGGGGAGCGGUUUGGUCUUAAAAUUACUGGAGAUCCUGCUGCCAAGGUUGGUCUUGUAGCUGUGGACAAGGGCGUCUUUGUCCUCAACAAGAACAGACUCACGCAGGAGAAGAUCUGGGACAUCAUUGAGAAGCAUGACACUGGCUGUACAGCUGGCAGUGGUAAAGACAGCAUGGGGGUUUUCUAUGAUGCUGGUCUGCUGUUUGAGUCAGACAAAGCAGGGGGCACCAGCUCUAGAACAACAACUGACUGUCCCACUUCACCAAAGAGAAAACGGAGAGCUGAAACUCUUUUACAGAUCACCCAAACACUGAUUGGAAAAUACAGUGGUGAUGAAAAGCAGUGUUGUGCAGAUGGACUGAGGAAGAAUCGGCUGGGCUACACAUGUGAACGGAGAGCUGCAUUCAUCGCCGAUAGUGUAGAAUGUGUUCAAGCUUUCCUGCACUGCUGCAAGGAGAUACAGAAACGCAAGAAGGCAAAUGCAGAGGAGGAAAUGCUGCUGGCUCGCAGUGAAGACAAAGAUUAUAUAAGCUCAGAUGCAAUUACUUCACGUACAGAUUUCCCCGAGAGCUGGCUCUGGGAAGACAGGGUACUGCCAAGCUGCCAAAUAGGCCAAUGUGCUACAACAACCCUCAACAUGGACAAUAUUCUUCUGAAAGACUCCAUCACUACCUGGCAGAUCCUAGCCAUCAGCCUGUCUAAGACCGAUGGUAUCUGUGUGGCUGAUCCUUAUGAAAUGAUUGUUAAAAAGGAUUUAUUUUUGGACCUGAAGUUGCCUUAUUCAGCAGUGCGCAACGAGCAAUUAGAGAUCAAGGCCAUUCUGCAUAACUUCUCUAAUAAAAAACAGAGGGUGCGUGUGGAUUUCAUAGGGAUGAAGAAUGUUUGCAGUGCAGCCAGCAAAACGGGCAGGUACCGUACCACAGUUAAUGUUGAAGCACAGUCCUCCAGAUCCAUCUCAUACAUUAUUGUUCCCUUGGAGCUGGGCAACCACUGGAUUGAGGUGAAGGCUGCAGCAUAUGAGUCAACACUUACUGAUGGAGUAAGGAAGGCCCUGAAGGUGGUGUCUGAAGGCGUGUUAACUACAGUUGAGGAGAAGAAUGUGGAGCUCACCCCCACUAAAUUUCCUGGUGGUGUGCAAGUUGUGCAUAUGAAGAGUAACAUACCAGAAAGGCUGAUUCCAAACACUCCUGCACAUACAUACAUUACUGUGUCUGGUCAGGAGCUGAGUAUGACAGUCGAGCAGGCCAUCAGUGGUGACUUCAUGGGGCGUCUGAUUGUGCAGCCUGGUGGCUGUGGAGAGCAGAACAUGAUCUACAUGACAUUGCCCCUCAUUGCCACGUACUACUUGGACACCACCAAGCAGUGGGAGAGAGUGGGCGUCCACCGCCGUGCUGAAGCUGUCAGACACGUCCAGACAGGUUAUCAAAAUGAGCUGGCUUACCGUAAAGUGGACGGAUCCUAUGCCGCUUGGAUAAGCAGACCGAGCAGCACAUGGCUGACGGCAUACGUGGGCAAAGUCUUUGCCAUGGCCAGUGGCCUCAUUCCCAUUCAGGAGAAUGUUCUCUGCAGUGCUCUUAAGUGGCUGGUUCUGAAUGCACAGAUGCCAGAUGGCAUUUUUCAAGAAGCUGCACCUGUGAUCCAUGGGGAGAUGGUCGGAGAUGUGCGAGGAAAGGAUGCAGACGCAUCUCUGACAGCAUUUGUCCUGAUUGCCAUGCAAGAAGGAAAUGAACUUUGUGACAAGUCUGUCCCUAGUCUUGCACAGAGUAUACAGAAGGCCACUGAGUAUCUGGAACGUAGAAUUCCCACUUUGACCAACCCUUAUGCUGUUGCUAUGACCUCCUAUGCCAUGGCCAAUGCUGGCAAAUUCGACAAAGCUCUCCUGAUGAGGUAUUCCUCUGGAGACGGUGCUUAUUGGGAAGUCACUAGUGGACACCACUUCUCCCUGGAAGCCACAGCCUAUGCCCUGCUGGCUCUGGUAAAGGCGAAGCAGUUUGAGGAAGCAGGGAAAGCAGUGCGCUGGCUCAACAGGCAGUCCGGUUCUUAUGGAACUGGCUCCACACAGGCAACUAUCAUGGUCUUCCAGUCUGUGGCUGAGUACUACAAGCAAGCGAGCAGAUUUCAGAGUGGGGAAUUGGAUGUGGAGGUGUCUGUAAGGGGCCAAGCUCAAUCUAUCAGAUGGAUUUUCAAAAGGGAAACUUCACACCUCACAUAUUCAGAAAAGGUUAACCUCAAUCAGGAAUUUACUGUUACAGCUAAGGGAAAUGGUGUGGGAUCUCUCAAAGUAGUAACACUCUACUAUGCUAGACCCACUGAGAAGGAAAGUGACUGCAGAGAUUUUGAUCUUACUGUAACCAUGGAAAGACAACGUGCCGUGUCAUAUCCAGGAGCUGAAGAAAGUUAUCUGCUCACCAUUGAGACCUUGUAUAAGAGUCAAACCAGAGAUGCCACUAUGUCUAUUUUGGAUAUUGGCCUGUUGACAGGAUUUGUGGUGGAUGAAAGUGAUCUCAGUGAUCUGACCACUGGGAGCGACAGAUAUGUCCAAAAGUUUGAGAUGGAUAAACAGCUUUCAGAACGAGGCUCACUCAUCCUCUAUCUAGACAAGGUAUCUCAUGGAGUGAUGGACACGAUUGCUUUCAGAGUGCACAAGAUCACUGAAGUGGCUAUGCUUCAACCUGCUGGCAUCACUGUGUAUGAAUACUACUCUCCAGAUAAACGCUGUACGAAGUUCUACCACCCUACAAAGAAAGAUGGAGCUCUGGACAGACUGUGCAAUGAUCAGGAGGGUCUGUGCGAAUGUACUGAAGAAAACUGCAGCAUCCAAAAGAAACAGAAAAUCGAAGAAAAAGAUCGGGAAAGAGUUGCUUGUCAACGUAACAUUGAUUACGUUUACAGAGUCAAAGUUGUGAAGACUGACUGGAGCCCAUACACAGACUACUAUACCAUGAAGAUUGAACAGGUUCUGAAAGGUGACAAUUUUGAUGAGCAAGGACAAGUGAGAAGCUUCAGAGGUCAUACUAACUGCAGAGAAUCUUAUGGAUUUGUGGAAGGCAAAGCGUACCUCAUCAUGGGUCAAAGUCAUAAUCUACCAAGGACAGAUGGAAAGCUGCAGUACGUCCUGGACGAGCAGACUUGGAUUGAAUACUGGCCCACAAAAGAAGAAGGCCAAACUCCAGAAUACAAAGAUAAAUACGUCGGCAUCACUGGACUCGCUCAGAAUCUCCUGACGUUUGGAUGCCCUCCAUAAAUGUCACUGAUACUGAUGCCAGUGUCAUUUAAUAAGUGGUUAUUUUCUAAUGAAUAUUCCACCAACUCAGCUUUGCUUAUACUAUUAUUGUGACUCCAGAUUUACUAAAGAGAAACAUUUAUUCCAAGAAGUGUAUGAACUUGGUGUGUGAUACCUGAAGAAAAUCAAAUAAACUUUCCAAAAGCAAUGAA